Molecule: messenger RNA, 1326 nt
Organism: Trametes versicolor FP-101664 SS1
Lineage: Eukaryota; Fungi; Basidiomycota; Agaricomycetes; Polyporales; Polyporaceae
Exons: 12
Coding region: 1-1326 (441 amino acids)
Biological process (GO): lipid metabolic process
Molecular function (GO): oxidoreductase activity
Source: RefSeq, a predicted model, not a curated record
AUGCGGGAUGCGCCGGAGUAUGAGGAGCGGAAGAAGCGCACCCAGUUCGUCCCGCCCACGAUCUCCAUCAAGGACGUCCACGCCGCCGUCCCACGCCAUCUAUUCGAGAAGAGCACCGCAAAGAGCCUGUUCUACGUCGGCAGGCACGUCGGACUGAGUGUGCUCUUCUACGUCUUCGCGACGCGGAUCGAUCAGCUCUCCUUCAACGUCAGCGCAGUUCUGGGCCAGGGCGAAGCGGCUAGGGCGGCAGCGUCUUGGGCGCUCUGGGCAGUCUAUUGGUUCUGGCAGAGCGUGGCGUUUGCCGGAAUGUGGACACUCGGCCAUGAGUGCGGACACGACGCGCUUUCCCCGCAUGCGUGGGUGAACAUGGUGCUCGGUAUGGGUCUCCACACGUUCGUGCUGACUCCGUACUUUGCGUGGCGCAUCACGCACCGUUCUCACCAUAAAGGGGCGAAUAACCUCGCGCGGGACGAAACAUAUCACCCCUUCACGAGGACCGACCUAAAACUUCCCGACGCGGAGAUCGCUACACCAAUGGACUACAAAGAGCUCAUCGAGGAAACACCUCUGUUCACGCUAUUCAAGAUGGUCAUUCGUCAGUUCCUAGGGUUCCAGCUGUACCUAAUCCACAACCGCAAGGGUAACCCAAAAUACCCCCCCGGGACGAGCCACUACAAGCCGUCCUCGAAGCUCUUCAAACCACAAGACCGGAUUUCGAUCAUCAUCUCGGACGUGGCGAUCGCCUGCAUGUUGUCCUUCCUCGCCAUCUGGUCGUACCGCACGGGGUUCUCAAAUGUCUGGCGUCUCUACUUCGUGCCUUGGCUGUGGGCGCAUAACUGGAUCGUCAUGUUCACGUAUCUGCAGCACAGCGAUCCCACUGUGCCGUACUACCGCGAGAAGUCGUGGACCUUUGCCCGAGGAGCACUCGCGACUGUCGACCGCCCCGUCUUCGGCUGGGUCGGGCGGUUCUUCUGGCAUGGGAUCGCACACGACCACGUCGCACAUCAUUUCUUCGUUACCGUCCCUUUCUACAACCUCCCAGCGGUCACCGAGGCGAUCAAGCCGGUCCUCGGCGAGUACUACUGCUACGACUCCACUCCGACGCUAUACGCGCUGUGGCGCUCGUUCACGCAGUGCACGUUCAUCGAGCCCGACGGCGAUGUCGUGUUUUUCAAGAAUCAGCGCGGCGAGGCUGUGCGCGAGUACCGUGGCGACGAUGCCCCCACUUCGUCUGCCGCAGGGGGUUCCGCGGCCCCUACGGCGAAGGAGGUGUCGUCGGAAGGAGACGAGGCGGAGGAGGUCGCGCUGAAACUGGCUGGGCUGUGA